Messenger RNA from Galendromus occidentalis (western predatory mite), 2080 nucleotides. RefSeq names its product ELOVL fatty acid elongase 7. The coding region runs from base 185 to 1267 and encodes 360 amino acids. Gene Ontology annotation, cellular component: endoplasmic reticulum membrane. The record is from RefSeq and is a predicted model, not a curated record. NCBI's taxonomy places the organism in Eukaryota, Metazoa, Arthropoda, Arachnida, Mesostigmata, Phytoseiidae. Gene Ontology annotation, molecular function: fatty acid elongase activity. The transcript has 4 exons. Gene Ontology annotation, biological process: very long-chain fatty acid biosynthetic process; fatty acid elongation, saturated fatty acid; fatty acid elongation, monounsaturated fatty acid.
GUGGUAGAGCCGCUAUUGCCGCUGCCAUUGGUGUGUCAGUGAUUCGAGGCGGCUUGCUGCUGGUGCUGCUACCGCGAGAAUUGUUCAGUCGCAAGCUUGGUACAACAAUUACCAGGGCUCGAUUCCGAUAGGACGCGAGUUUCACGUCGGCAGCUCCGGCGACGAGUGCUCUCAGAGGAAGCCAAUGGCAGCCGAAGCAGAGGAGAAGCCUCGAGGAACCGCGAUGAGCGGCUUAGAUAUCGUGCACCAUUGGCUGCACGUAGUUCGAGAAUCGUACGAUGCAACUCUGAGUGGAGGAGACUAUCGUACUUCCUCAUGGCCGCUCAUGGACUCACCGCUCCCAACCUUGGCCAUUUGUCUCUCUUACGCAUACUUCGUGAAGGUUUUAGGACCUCGGUUAAUGGAAGGCCGCGAGCCGUUGAACAUCCGAUGGCUGAUGGUCGCUUAUAACUUCUUCAUGGUUAUCGUUUCGGCCUUGAUUUUCGGCCUGCUCGGAAUCUACGGCUGGUUCGGGACCUACAAUUGGUACUGCCAACCUGUUGACUACAGCGAUUCGAAGGAAGCCGUUCUGAUGACUCAUCUCGCCUGGUGGUACUACAUCUCCAAAUUCGUGGAGUUCGCUGACACGUUAUUCUUCGUGGCUCGGAAAAAGUUCUCGCACAUCUCAACCCUACACGUCAUUCAUCAUGGAAUGAUGCCCAUGUCUGUCUGGUGGGGAGUGAAGUUCACGCCCGGAGGACACUCAACGUUCUUUGCUUUCGUCAACUCGCUGGUGCAUGUUCUCAUGUAUUUCUACUACGGUUUGGCAGCUAUCGGACCGCACAUGCAAAAGUACCUCUGGUGGAAACAGUAUAUGACUUCGUUCCAAAUGGUGCAGUUCAUCGCUAUUUUCGUGCACUCGUUCCAACUUCUGUUCCGUCCCGAUUGCGACUACCCGCACGGCUUCAUGUGGUGGAUCGGUUUCCACGCAGUGAUGUUCUGGUGUCUCUUCGCCGAUUUCUACCGGAACGCUUACUUCAACAAGAAGCUUGCCGCGUCGACGUCCGUGGGGAACGGGGCGAGUGGAAACGGCAAGCAACAUAAUCAUGCCAACGGCAACGGAACGAAGAAUAAGGGAGCGCCGAACGGGUACUGUCACCUCAACGGACUCCACGACGAUGUCGACGAGACGAAGCCUGUCCUCAGUAGCAAUGGCACGCAGAACAGCAAGAUGGCGGUCACGAAUGGAGGACCUAAGACGAGAGCCCGAGUCAAGAAAGUGGAGUGAGAGAUUGACGAGCUAUCCGUGGAAGAAGAGGCUUUCUCGGUUAUCACUCGUCGGAUCGUCGUGCACUGCGACGAGGCUGGUCCUCGUUGCUCUCUUACCGACAGAACGGAUGUAACUGUAACUUUUUAAGUGAAAUAUUGAUCAAUCGCUGAAACUUGGUGAUGGCGCGACGGAUUGAUAAGAAAUGACUGCGGCUAGGUGGCUGAUUGGUUUAUAUAUACAUAGAUUGAUUGAAUGACCGAUUGAUCGACUACCUUGCUUAUACCUAUCAAAGAAUUAUCCGAGCAUAGAGAGUGAUAUGAGAAGUAUUCCGCCUCCGAUCAGUUAGCGAGUCAUUUUAUUAUUAUCAUUAAUAUUAACUGACUCACCAGUAUAUUUAGCUUCGAUCUUCGCCCGCCACUUGAACGUUAUGAAUAGUUAGAGGAUUUCCAAGGGACCACUUGAGUUGAAGCUGUUUUUAUCAUGCGCAGGACUUUGAACUGUGUAAGCAGAACUGUGAGGGCAGGGGAAUAUUUCCGGUCCUCCUCUGAAUCCUUCUGGAACGCUGAUGCUGCCAGGCUCUAGUCAAACGGCACCAAAGAACCGACGAGGCGAGCUUUCUCACUGGACCGAUUUAUUCGUUCGAGGAAUUGAAUUUCGAAUCCGAAGAAACCGCUAUGAUCGCCCGAAGUACGUCAUCUAUGGAGUGUUGAUACUACGAUUCUAGUCGACCAAUCCUCCCUUGUGAAUAGGGAGCAGUCGCGGAAGAGGGGAAAAUGUAGGAAUCAAUCACCCUUGUCCAUAUGAAUAAAGAAAACCGCAACUCGAUCAUUA